Messenger RNA from Echinops telfairi (small Madagascar hedgehog), 7291 nucleotides. RefSeq names its product autophagy related 2B (gene ATG2B). The transcript is spliced from 41 exons. Bases 198 to 6578 code for a protein of 2126 amino acids. Gene Ontology annotation, cellular component: extrinsic component of membrane; phagophore assembly site. Lineage: Eukaryota; Metazoa; Chordata; Mammalia; Afrosoricida; Tenrecidae. Gene Ontology annotation, molecular function: phosphatidylinositol-3-phosphate binding. The record is from RefSeq and is a predicted model, not a curated record. Gene Ontology annotation, biological process: piecemeal microautophagy of the nucleus; autophagy of mitochondrion; reticulophagy.
UAGCAGCGACGGAGGUGUGCGCCCCAGCCCCGCCCGCCUGCCGGGCACCUCCAGAAAGGACGAGGACAGCAGUCCAGCGCCUCCGCCGCCUGGCCCCCAGGCGCUGCGCGGCCCCGCGAUGGCGUGGCCCUAGGGACGGCCGGCCACCAGCGUAGGCCGCGCCGGCCAGGGCCGGCAGCCCAGCCCCUGCGCCCACCAUGCCGUGGCCGUUCCCCGAGUCCAUCAAGAAGAGGGCCUGCCGGUACCUGCUGCAGCGGUACCUGGGCCACUUCCUACAGGAGAAGCUGAGCCUGGAGCAGCUCAGCCUGGACCUCUACCAGGGCACCGGCUCCCUCGCCCAGGUCCCCCUGGACAAAUGGUGCCUCAAUGACAUCCUGGAGUCAGCCGAUGCCCCGCUGGAAGUCACCGAAGGCUUCAUCCAGUCCAUCUCCCUGUCCGUCCCCUGGGGCUCCCUGCUGCAGGACAACUGUGCCCUGGAGGUCAGAGGCUUGGAAUUGGUCUGCAGACCUAGACCCCGCCUAGCCACUGGCUCGGAGCCCAUGGACUGGUCGAGUUUCAUGGCCAGCAGUAUGCAGCUGGCCAAGGCGUGCCUGGGCCAGAGACUCACCGAGGAGCAGGGCGAGAGCACUCAGCCCUUUGAGGGGCUGGAAAAGUUUGCGGAAACCAUCGAAACAGUACUCAGGAGGGUUAGAGUCACUUUCCUGGACACUGUUCUGAGAAUUGAGCAUGUACCAGAAAACUGCAAAACUGGAACUGCACUUGAAAUUCAGAUCGAAAGGACCGUGUACUGUGAUGAAGCUGCCGGCGAGCCCUCGGGUGUCAACGUGCACCAGCCCACGGCUUUCGCUCACAAACUCCUGCAGCUCUCGGGGGUCUCUCUCUUCUGGGACGAGUUUGCUGCUUCAGCAAAACCCUCCCCAGCCUCCUCCACAGCCCCAGCGGAAACUGAGCCAAAGCUGUCACCUAGCUGGAACCCCAAAAUCGUUUAUGAGCCCCACCCACAGCUAAUGAGGAACCUGCCGGAGGCCGCUCCCACAGACCCUGUGCAGAUUGGAGCACUGGUCGGGAACCUGCGUCUAAGUCUCACCGUGAAGCAGAACGAGGUGCUUCCUGGGGCCAAGCUGGAUGUUGAUGGGCAGAUAGACUCGGUCCACCUGUUCCUGUCCCCACGGCAGGUGCAUUUGCUCCUGGACUUGUUAGCAGCCAUUGCUGGACCAGAAAACUCUAGCAAAAUAGGACUGUCUAAUAAGGGCAGAAACAGCCGGCCCAUGCAGCAGGAAGAUGAGUACCGCGUCCGGAUGGAGCUGAGCCGGUGCUACUUGAGAGAAGACCCCCUCUCCACCGGACUCCCCUCCGAGCACAGCUCCUAUGAGACGGACGCAGCGCGCACCCCGUCCAGCCGUGAAGAGGAGGUCUUCUUCUCCAUGGCAGACAUGGACAUGUCCCACAGUCUGUCUUCCCUCCCACCCCUCGGAGACCCCCCGCACGUGGACCUGGAGCUCUCGCUGACCAGCACCUAUGCCAGCAGCCCCGCCAGCUCACCGUUGGGCACAGCGCACCAGCCAGCGUGGGGGGGCUGCCUGGACCCUCCUAAGGAGCAGCCAACAAGGGGCCCGCCGUUCCCGCCCAGCCUCCCCCGCCCAACGCCAUCACAGAAGGCUCCUCUCUCGUCGCGAUCCGUGGAUGAGUCCAGGCCUGAGCUCAUCUUCAGACUCGCCGUGGGGACCUUGUCCGUCUCCGUGCUUCACAUCGACCCGCUGCCCCCACCGGACACGCCCCCGAGCCCUAGUCCACUGACUUCCAUGGCCACGGCUUUCUUCACCUGCAUCGAAAAGUCGGGCCCAGAGAGCUUCUCCACAGGGCACUUCGAGUCUUUCCGAGCGGUGUUUGCCGAAGCAUGCUCCCACGACCAUCUGAGAUUCACAGGUACCGGCAUCAAAGUCUCCUACGAGCAAAGGCAGCGGUCAGCCGCGAGGUGUUGCAGUAGCGACCUGUCGAUGGGGCAGCUGGAGCUGGUGGAGUGCCUGUUCCCAAGCGGUGCCCACUGCGCUCCUCAGUACACGGAGCUCUUAGUGUCCCGCCCCCACGAGGGGCCUGCCUCGCACCCCGCCAUGUGUCUGCAGCUUCACUACAAGCACUCGGGGAGCAGAGGGCCCCAGGGAGGUCAAGCCAGGCUCGGCUUGGCUCCUCAGAAAGCAGAGCUGCAGAUUAAGCUGCACCCUAUCUUUUGCGAGCUGGACGUCAGCCUGGUGGACAGGCUGAAUUCCCUCCUCCAGCCACAGAAGCUUCCCACCAUGGACACAAUGGUGCCUCACAUGCUCGCGUCCUGCAGCAAGCAUGCGAGUCUGCACAAGGCCUUCACGGAAGUCUUUCUAGAUGACUCCCACAGCCCUGCAGAUUGCCGGGUGUCAGUCCAGGUCACCACGCCAGCAUUAGCCCUUUCUGUGCGCUUCCCGAUCCCUGACCUCCGGUCAGACCAGGAGAGAGGGCCCUGGUUUAAGAAGUCCCUUCAGAAGGAGGUUCUCCACGUGGCCGUCACAGACCUGGAAUUUAAGACGGAGUUUGUUGGAGGCUCGAGCCCGGAACAAAUUAAAUUGGAACUCACCUUUCGAGAACUCGUUGGCUCCUUCCAGGAGGACAAAGGAGCCCCCUCGGUCAAGUUUUUCCACGUGUCUAGUGGAGUGGAUGGAGACACCGCCUCCUCCGACGACUUUGACUGGCCGCGGAUUGUCCUGAAGCUCAACCCCCCGGCCCUGCACUCCAUCCUGGAGCGCCUCGCAGCUGCCGAGGAGGAGGACGAGGGGGACCAUGAGGGCCCCUUCCCGGAGGAAGAGGAUGGCGGAGCCCACUCCCUGAAGGACGUGUGUGACCUCCGGAGACCAGCCCCGUCCCCGUUCUCCUCUCGCAGAGUCAUGUUCGAGAACGAGCAGAUGGUGAUGCCGGGGGAUCCCGUGGAAAUGGUCGAGUUUCAGGAUAAAGCCAUCAGCAGCUCUCAGUAUGUGCUGGAGCUCACGCUUCCCAGCGUCAGCCUGACGCUGCCCAGCAAGGGAUUUUACGAGAAGCUCUACAACAGGGUCUUCAAUGACCUCCUCCUGUGGGAGCCGACUGCCCCCUCCCCAGUGGAGACCUUUGAAAAUAUCUCCUAUGGUUUUGGGCUCUCGGUGGCCAGUCAGCUGAUUAAUACCUUCAGCAAAGACAGUUUCAGUCCAUUCAGAUCUGCAGUGCACUACGAUGAGGACAGCGGGUCUGAGGAGGAGGCGCUGCAGCACUUCCCCACCACGGAUCCCGGCCACCGCUCCCGCAGGAGGAAGCGGCCCGACCCGCCCAACAGGAGCUCGCAGAGCGUCCUCUCCCUGCUGCUCAGCGUCAACCGCGGGCUGGUGUCCCUGUUCACCGAGGUCCAGCCAGGCAACUGUGACAGCAAGGUGCGGGCAGACCAGCACGGUGAGUUCUGGUUGGACUUCACCAGCGGCUCCUUCUUCUGCGUGACGAGAUAUGAGGGUUUCGAUGACAAGCACUGCAUCUGCCUGCAGGCCAGCAGCUUCAGCCUGUACCACAAAGGCCUGGUGGAUGGAGUGACCCCUCUCACCGAGACAAGACUACCCAGUGCCACCCGCCCACACUGGCUGGAGCCCACUAUCUACCCCUCGGAGGAAGAUGGCCUCGGCCGGGCAGCUCCUGACGGCCUUGGCGGAGACGGCCUGAACAUGCUCUCAGUGGCCGUGGAAAUCGUGGCAGACAAGUCUGAAUCCAACACCAAGGAGUUUCUCAUUGCGGUGGGACUGAAGGGAGCCACGCUUCAGCACCGGAUGCUGCCCACGGGGCUGAGCUGGCACGAACAGAUGCUGCACUUCCUGAACACCGCUGAUGAGCCCGUGUUAGGGUAUAGCCCCCCGACGUCGCUGACAACGUUCCACGUUCACCUCUGGAGCUGUGCCCUAGACUACAGGCCUCUCUACUUGCCAGUCCGCUGUCUUCUCACCGUAGAGACGUUCAGUAUCUCCAGCAGCGUCUCCCUGGAUAAGUCGGCGUCCACGCUCAGAAUCAUCCUGGAUGAAACAGCUUUGCAUUUGUCUGACAAGUGCAACACUGUUGCUGUCAACCUGAAUAGAGAUUACGUCCGCGUGCUGGACAUGGGCCUUCUACAGCUAACCAUCACGACUGCGAAGCCGGACUCGGAGGCAGAGCGCCCUGAACCCCGCUUCCAGCUGCACUGCUCCAGCGAUGUUGUCCACAUCCGAACCUGCUCGGACUCGUGUGCCGCGCUGAUGAACCUCAUCCAGUACAUCGCCAGCUAUGGGGACUUGCACGCACCUCACAAGGAAGGCGUGAGGCCCGGAGCCCUGAGGAGAAAGGCCAAGGCAGACCCCAGCGGACAGCCAUCCUCCCAUGGCCCCGUGCUCCCUGAAGCUGAGCAGCAAAUCCUCCGAGAGCUGAUGAGUGAGGCCAUGGAAGAGCUUGACACACAGCACGCCCUGGCGUCCUCAAAGCCCCAGGCUAAUGGUGUCCUGGAUGAGAAUUCGCAGACUCAGGAGGCCUGCUGUUCGGACCUCUUCCUGUUUCCCGACGAGAGCGGCCAUGUAUCCCAGGAAGCUGGCCCCCCCUGUGCCGCCUUCCCACCCCACCUGCUUGGGGACGUGGCCACAGGGGUGCCCGCCGAGAGCGAUGACUUCUGUGUCCUGUUUGCACCACAAGCACCCGUGCAGGAGAAGGAGGAGGAGCCCGUGGUGAAGGUCAUGGUCGACGGCUCCAUUGUGAUCCGAGAGAAUCACUUCAGCCUGCCUGUGAAGAAGGCUGAGGCAGGCAAGGCCCCGCUGCGCUUCCCCACCCCCACCGUGCAGUACCUAGUCAAGGAGGUCUCCCUGGUGUGGCACCUGUACGGCGGGAAGGAUCUGGGGACAGUCCCUCCCUCAUCACCCGCAAAAAGUUACAUGAGCCCCCACAGCUCGCCCUCCCACACCCCCACCAGGCAUGGACAGCACACGGCCGCCGGCGGCGGCGGGAAAGGGAGGAACCAGGACUUCCUGAUGGAGAUUCAGCUCAGCAAGGUGAAGUUCCAGCACGACGUGUACCCCCGGGGCCGGCCGGAGCACGACGCCAGCCUGGUGGAGCAGCCCGUCUCCCGGCAGGUGUUCAUCGUCCAGGACCUGGAGAUCCGAGACCGUCUGCGCACCUCGCAGAUGAACAAGUUCCUGUACCUGUACUGCAGCAAAGACAUGCCCCGCAAAGCCCGCUCCAACAUGUUGACGAUCAAAGCACUGCACGUGCGCCCCGAGUCUGGCAGGUCGCCCCAGGAAUGCUGCUUGCGCGUGUCCCUGAUGCCCCUUCGCCUCAACAUCGACCAGGAUGCCCUGUUCUUCCUGAAGGACUUUUUCACCAACCUUUCUGCAGAGGUGGAGCUCUUAAUGGCUGCUGACCCAGAAGUGAGGAACUCUCCCGGUGCUGAUGUCACCUGCACUUUGCCCAGGCAUUUGAGCACCUCCAAGGAGCCAAACCUUGUUCUUUCUUUCCCUGGACCCAAACCUGACGGUGCCAACUCCGCCCUGGCGGCCAACGGCGAGGAAGAGGAGGCUCUCUCAGCUGAGGCGUUUGAAGGCCACCCUGUGUUCUUCAGGGAAUUUAGAUUCAUCUCAGAAGUUCCCAUCCGGCUCGAUUACCACGGCAAGCACGUCUCCAUGGAUCAGGGCACGCUGGCCGGGGUUCUGAUUGGACUGGCCCAGCUGAACUGCUCCGAGCUGAAGUUGAAGAGGCUCUUCUACCGGCACGGGUUGCUCGGUGUGGACAAGCUGUUCUCAUACGCCAUCAGCGAGUGGCUGAGCGACAUUAAGAAGAACCAGCUGCCCGGCAUCCUGGGGGGAGUGGGGCCCAUGCACUCCCUGGUUCAGCUGGGUAAGCUGUACUUCUGGUCAAGGGCGAUGCAUGUUGUCUGGUGGGUUCUGGAGCCUGCCUCACUGAGCACCUCUCCUGCACGGUGCUCGCCCCAGGGUGGGUGGUGGGGACUGGCCAGGGUGCGUGCUGACCUGUGUGUGCCCGUGGCUGCAGUACAAGGCCUCAGGGACCUGGUCUGGCUGCCCAUCGAGCAGUACCGCAAGGAUGGACGCAUCGUCAGGGGCCUCCAGCGGGGAGCUGCGUCCUUCGGCACAUCCACUGCGAUGGCCGCCCUGGAGCUGACAAACAGAAUGGUGCAGACCAUACAGGCUGCAGCCGAGACGGCCUACGACAUGGUGUCUCCCGGCCCACUCUGCAUCACACCCAGCAGGAGCAAACGCUCUCCACACCCCCGCCUGGCCCACCAACCCGCCGACCUGAGGGAGGGUGUGGCCAAGGCCUACAGCGUGGUCAAGGAGGGCCUCACAGACACGGCGCAGACACUCUAUGAGACAGCAGCCCGAGAGCACGAGAGCCGGGGCGUGACGGGCGCCGUGGGCGAGGUGCUGCGCCAGAUCCCCCCGGCCAUGGUUCGGCCACUCAUCAUGGCCACGGAGGCCACCUCCAACGUGCUGGGCGGCAUGAGGAACCAGAUCCGGCCGGACGUGCGACAGGACGAGUCCCAGAAGUGGCGCCACGGGGAAGACUGACCACGAGCAGAUCGAGGCCAGGGCCCGCCGACAGCCAGGUCGCCACAUCCCACUGCACCGCCCUGCAUCUGGGCAAUGGUGUGGUCAGUCACCUCAUCCACCAUCAAUGCCACCAAGACCUCCCGCGGCCGGCCUGCCCUGGUGGCCGGUGCCCGAGCAUCUACCGGGUGUUAGGGGCCCUCGCACCUGGUGAAUGAUGCUGUCACCCGGGACAGCACGGGGAACCCCGAGAGCCAUUGCUGCUGUGGGCGUUGAUGGUCCCCAAGGUCUAAAGGACCCCUUUGAGGCUGUUGUCGAGCCGGGAGAGGCUCAGCGUGAGCGGUGGUGGGGCCUGGCAGAGCGGGGUCUGAGCACUCAAGAACUGCUCUGCACUCGAGCAAGCCCUGGGUCCCAAGGAGACUGCCCCAGACAGACCCGCGCUGCUGCUGCUGCUGCACUUUACCCGCGCGUCCUCCCCUGCCCUUGUCGCCUGCGUCAUGUGAGCUGGAAGAGCACGUGACCCAGUGCCCGCUUCCACUCGUCUCAAAUGUCAAUGGAAACCAUGUGUCUGUACGUCUGUCCACGCUCAGCCAUUGUCCAGCAAGCCGGCGGGGGGGACGACAGUGAACCCAAGCCCUCCUGACACCCCCAGGUUGCUGUCUCGAGGUCUACCUUGUCACCGUGUACAUGUGAUGACCUGUCAGGAACAAAUAAAGUAUUUUUAUUUAAAGGUG